UCCUCAUUCUUGCAAUCAUGUCAACACUCAACCAUCUUUUUGGCCUUCCAGAGCAAAUAUGUUACGUUCAAUGUGGAUUCUGUACCACCAUUUUAAUGGUGAGCGUCCCAUGCAGCAGUUUGUCUAUGGUGGUGACAGUCAGAUGUGGACAUUGCACAAGCCUCCUCUCUGUUAAUAUGAUGAAAGCUUCUUUUGUCCCCUUUCACCUUUUAGCUUCCUUUACUCAUCUUCAGCCAAAAGAGGGAAGUCCAGAAGAGGAAGCAAGCAAGACUUUGGACAGCCAUAAUCAUAAUGGAUCCAUGAUGACCUAUUCUGAUUGUGAGGAGGAAGGGGACGCGAUUCCUAUGAGUAUUGUCGUAAAUAAACCCCCAGAGAAGAGACAGAGAACACCAUCAGCUUAUAACCGAUUCAUCAAAGAGGAGAUUAGAAGGCUAAAGGCUGAAAAUCCAGACAUGGCUCACAAGGAAGCUUUUAGCACAGCUGCAAAAAAUUGGGCCUGCAAAGGAGAUGAAGAAAGCUGCAGCCAGACAGAGCAACUUGUGGAUCUUGACUGUCAUGAAGAUGCUGAGGUUAAAGAAGAAGAAGAAGAGGAAGGCCAAGGUUACCGUGAAAGAAAGGUUCCAAGGAAUUCCAUCUGGGCAAGGACACCAUUUGAGUGAUCAAAAGAUAAAGAAAGGCUAGCUGUUUCUGUGUCUCGAUCCUUUUCCUUCUGCAGAAAGAUUCUCUUGGGAAUGAAAACCGUAGCUUGCAGACAGUGCACGAUAACUAUAAUUAAUAGCUUUUUGUUUUUUGGACUUCCUGUAUUCAUGCUUCAAGCCCCAUUAGUCUGGAGGAUAAGAGGUUAGGUUUGUGGUUAGAAUAUGCUCGGGUUUCAUAGUAGUCAAUAUUGAAUAUGCCUCUAUACCAUCUUGAUCUAUAUUUAGACUUGUCUUGUUAACUUGAA
Molecule: messenger RNA, 943 nt
Organism: Prosopis cineraria
Lineage: Eukaryota; Viridiplantae; Streptophyta; Magnoliopsida; Fabales; Fabaceae
Product: axial regulator YABBY 4-like
Exons: 7
Coding region: 18-659 (213 amino acids)
Biological process (GO): polarity specification of adaxial/abaxial axis; plant ovule development; cell fate commitment
Cellular component (GO): nucleus
Source: RefSeq, a predicted model, not a curated record